AUGCCCCUGGGAUCACAAUUCCAGGCGGCAACUACUGAAUUCUGGUCUUACAUCUUCAAAGAGAAGAUCUUUGUUGGACCUGACUUUAGCAUUGCUCCUGAAUCUCCUCCCACGGAAGACGACCUCUCAGACAGGAGGAGAGUUGACCUGGUCGUCAAGAAGUGGCGACCUAGUCGAGGACAUAAAAAGGGCAAGUUUGGAGCACUGCUGCUCUUCGAGGCCAAGAGAUACAGUGCUACACAGGUUAAUAUCGAGACAUUGGAGAGGCAGGCAUUUACAGCUUCCAUUGCAUGGCUGAUAGAGAAUGUCGCCGAGGAAGCAUACUCCAUGACUGUCAUUGGAGCUACCGCUCGGCUAUGCUAUAUUGCGGCCGCUAGCAAUGAAGCUGAUGAGCUGUGGAAAGGCUUUGAGACCAUCCUUCGCUAUCCGCAAGGUCUUCCGGAGUCACAAGUUCAAAUACUUGCAAGCAACACGACCCCGCCACACCAACCAGCAGGACUUUCCGAGGGGGAGCGUAUUGAUUAUGGAACACAUUACGAUGCCCCUGGAGCUUCCGAUCAGAAGAUGUCCUACGAUGAAGCCGAUGUCCUGGGAGAUGUUGGCUAUGGAGAGUUAUCUGGCCAACAUGGUGCCACUGGAAGUGCUCAUUAUGAAGAGGGCUACCAUGAGCCCGACGAUACAAUGGGUGGUCCUAGCUAUGCCGAGAACUCCCCCAAGAGUCCAGGGCUUGAUGAUGAAUAUUCUUCUAUGAGUGCUCCUGCCAACGAUGGCGGCGAGCCUACAUCGGCUGCGUCUGCCCUCACCAAUGCCAUCCCAGAAUUUCCAAGCAACGCUCAGCACGUCGAAGUUAAGCUUCGAAUAGACGCAGGUGGUAGGCAUUUGUAUAGUUACAAGCACGGCGGCAGGAAACGCGAAACUGAAUGGCACAACUGGGAAAAGAGGACCACCUACUGGAAUGGAGCUCUCAAGGAAUGCUAUCUCGAUCCUCGACAGGGCGGCCAACAGUUUUGGACAUGGACGCUGCAUCCAGCGCAGGUUCCAACAGUUGACGAAAGAGCAAGAGGAAAAGGGAGAGCUUAA
Messenger RNA from Mollisia scopiformis, 1080 nucleotides. RefSeq lists its product as uncharacterized. The coding region runs from base 1 to 1080 and encodes 359 amino acids. The transcript is spliced from 2 exons. NCBI's taxonomy places the organism in Eukaryota, Fungi, Ascomycota, Leotiomycetes, Helotiales, Mollisiaceae. The record is from RefSeq and is a predicted model, not a curated record.